Eremothecium gossypii ATCC 10895 is the source of this 2034-nucleotide messenger RNA. Its product is annotated as AGL073Wp. Gene Ontology annotation, molecular function: quinone binding; primary methylamine oxidase activity; copper ion binding. Lineage: Eukaryota; Fungi; Ascomycota; Saccharomycetes; Saccharomycetales; Saccharomycetaceae. The transcript has a single exon. The record is from RefSeq and is marked provisional. Bases 1 to 2034 code for a protein of 677 amino acids. Gene Ontology annotation, biological process: amine metabolic process.
AUGCCGCAUAUAUUUGACUCUGUCUCCGACGACGAGAUCCGCACCACGGCGCGGGUCGUGAAGGCACUGCACGGGGACGCCAAGAUCCAGUUUUCCCAGAUCGACCGACUGGACCCCCCGAAGCAGCUUGCGUUGGAGUACCUCGCGGCCGAGCGGCAGGGCAGUGCGCUGCCCGAGGUGCCGCGCCGGACGUACUGCUACUACUACAGGAACCAGACGGUUCCGUUGCGCACGGCUGUGGUGGACGUUGCGGUGGGCGCGGUCCUGUCCGACGAGGCCGCGCCGAAAGGCGUGGUGGGGCCGAUGUGUCCUGAGGGCAUGCAGGCGGCCGAGAGCGCCGUCCUGGCGCACCCGGUGGUGCAGCAGGAGAUCGCGCUCCUGGGGCUCGACAAGCUGCACUACGACCAUCCGCGGCUAGGGCGCCUGCGGUACAAGGUGACGUGCGAUACCUGGAUGUACGGCCGCGACACGCCCGGCGCGGGGCCGCCGCUGGUUCAGGCGUAUAUGUACGUGCAGUUGGACCACCCGGAUGCGAACCACUACUCGAUGCCGCUGCGCUUCUCGCCUGUGUUCGAGUAUCUGACACACAAGUUCGUGCGUAUCGACUACCUGCCCACCGGCGCGGACGCGGCGACGCUGCAGAAGACGCUGCCCUUCAAGCAGGUCAAGUCGCUGGAGUACCACCCGAACCUGCUGGACGACGCAACGCCCCGCGCGGGCCUAAAGCCUCUGCAGAUCUCGCAGCCUUCUGGUGUGUCGUUCGCCGUGGAGGGCUCGCGCGUGACCUGGCAGGGCUGGGACUUCCGCGUAGCCACGAAUGUGCGUGAGGGCUUCGCGCUGUACGAUGUGCACUUCAAGGGCCGGUCGCUGUUCUACCGCAUCUCGCUCAACGAGAUGACCGUGCCCUACGGGGACGGGCGGCCGCCAUUCCACCGCAAACAGGCGUUCGAUCUCGGCGACUGCGGGUUCGGCGCGACUGCGGGCUCGUUGGGGCUGGGCUGCCAUUGCGUGGGGGUCGUGAAGUACCUGGACACGCGGCGCACGGACCUGGACGGCAACCCAGUGCUGGUUCCGUCGUCCGUGUGUAUGCACGAGCAGGACUACGGCAUCCUGCACCUACACCGCAACUUCCGCAACAACAGCGAGGUGGUGACGCGCCGCCGGGAGUUCGUCGUCCAGUGCGUGGCCACGGUGGCUAACUACGAGUACAUCCUGAACUAUGUGUUUGACCAGGCCGGCGCCAUCACGGUGCAAGUCCGCGCAACGGGCAUCCUGUCCACCGUGCCGGUGGACGACGACGUGAACACCGACUUCUCGACCAUCGUGGGGCCCGGCGUCACGGCCCCGUUCCACCAGCACCUGCUAUCCUUCCGCUUCGACACCCGCCUUGACGGCGACGAGAACACGGUGGUGUAUGAUGACUACGUUGCGGACGCGCCCGGCGGCGACAUGAACCGCUACAACGUUGCCUUCCGCCAGAAGCGCACCGUCCUGGACCGCUCGGGCUACAUUGAGCAGUCGCCGUUCACCAACCGUGCCUUCAAGGUGAUCAACGAGAAGUCGAUCAACCCCGUGACGCGGCGCCCGGUGGCCUAUAAGUUCGACAUGCCUGCGCGGCAAAUGCUCAUCGCGCUGCCUGACUCGUUCAACGCGCGGCGCGCCAAAUACUCCACGCAGCAGUUUUGGGUCUGUCGCCACGCCGACGACCGCCGCUACGCGGCGGGCGAGUUCACAAACCAGUCUGAGCGGGACUCCGGUCUCAGCGUGUGGGCGGACGGCUCUGAGAGCGUCCGCAACACGGACAUCGUAGUGUGGCCCACGCUCGCUCUGACGCACGCCCCCGUGACAGAGCAGUUUCCAGUGAUGGCGUCCGACUUCAUGCAGUUCCUGGUCACGCCGGCGUCCUUCUUCACCGAGAACCCGGCGCUUGACAUCCCGAUGGCCAACAACGCUUUCCAUGGCUCCGCCUACUACGAGGACAACCACGCCGCGGCCGGCCAGGACGCUGCGGCCUGCUGCAAGGGCAAUUUGUAG